Molecule: messenger RNA, 2170 nt
Organism: Cajanus cajan (pigeon pea)
Lineage: Eukaryota; Viridiplantae; Streptophyta; Magnoliopsida; Fabales; Fabaceae
Product: Eukaryotic translation initiation factor eIF2A family protein
Biological process (GO): translational initiation
Cellular component (GO): cytosolic small ribosomal subunit
Molecular function (GO): mRNA binding; protein binding; ribosome binding
Source: RefSeq, a predicted model, not a curated record
GGAGUAGUGUAAUGUAACGCUUUCUCUGUAAUUUAGCCUUUAGAAAGAAAACGCAAAGAAAGUGUGUUCUCUCGGUAGAGAGUUUCAGAAAAACCCCUCCGGCGAGCGAGACAGUAACACUAAGCUUCCAAUGGCAUCAACAUCGCCUCUCGAGAUAUUAGUUCGAGGACCCGAAGAUUUCUCGCUCUGGACCGGACCCCCCUUCGCCAACGCUCAACCUAGCGUGAAGCUCGAGAAGGUGAGUUGCGCGAGUGCCAAGUUCAGCGACGAUGGAUCCAAACUCAUGGUCACCAAAUCCAACUCCAUCGUCGCUCUAUACGACUGCAGCACCGCCAAAGAGAUUAGGUCUUUUCAAGUUCCCAAUCUCCUAGCCACCGCCUUGUCGCCCCGUGGAACCUACUUGCAGACCUUCCAGAAACCCUCCGCGCCGCAGGACAAGAACGUCACGCUCUGGAAAAUCGACACCGCUGAUCCCGUUUACCAGCACUCCCAAAAGAACAUCACCAAAUCCAAUUGGCCUGCGAUUCAGUUUAGUUCCGAUGAAGCUACUGCAUGCCGGUUGGCUACUAAUGAGGUACAAUUUUUUGAUGCCGGGGAUUUUUCGAAAGGAGUUACCUGUCGGUUGAGAGUUCCGGGAGUUUCUGCUGCUGAGCUUUCUAGUUCACCUGGGUCUCAUGUAGCUGCAUUUGUUCCAGAAUCCAAGGGGGUUCCUGCUAGUGUACAGAUAUUUGCUUGUGGAAAUGCAUCUCAAAGUCAACCUAUUGCUCGACGUAGUUUUUUCCGAUGUUCAACCACCCAACUUAAAUGGAAUCGUGGCUCAACUGGGCUUUUAGUAGUGGUGCAGUCAGAUGUUGACAAAACUAAUCAGAGUUACUAUGGUGAAUCGAAGUUAUGCUAUUUGACUACAGAUGGGAUGCAUGAAGGACUUGUGCCUCUUCGGAAAGAUGGGCCUAUUCAUGAUGCUCAGUGGUCACAUUCUGGUUUGGAAUUUGCUGUUGUAUAUGGGUUUAUGCCUGCUAAAGCAACACUGUUCGACAAGAAGUGCAAUCCUUUACUAGAGCUUGGAACUGGUCCUUACAACACUAUUCGUUGGAACCCAAAAGGGAAAUUUUUGUGUUUGGCUGGCUUUGGUAACUUGCCUGGUGAUAUGGUAUUCUGGGAUUACAUAGAUAAGAAACAACUUGGAACCACCAAGGCUGAAUGGUCUGUGACAAGUGAAUGGUCUCCGGAUGGGUGCUAUUUCAUGACAGCUACAACAGCUCCAAGGCUUCAAGUUGACAAUGGGAUCAAGAUUUUUGUUUACAAUGGGUCAUUGUACUUCAAGAAAAUGUUCGACAAAUUGUACCAGGCUGAUUGGAAACCAGAGUCACCAGAUAAGUUUGGUGAUAUUGCCGAAUUAAUCAAGUCUCUAAAUUUGGUACAACUUGAAGAUAAAAAACCACCAGGUCAAGGACCAAAAUCAACUCAGACUUCUACAAAAGUCUCGUCUGCCAACCCCCCUACACAAAAACCUGCUGCAUAUCGUCCACCACAUGCUAAGAAUGCAGCUUCUAUUCAGGCAGAGCUGUUUGGAGAGACUCCUACUGAAUCAAUGAGCAAGAAUGCAUUACGAAACAAGAAAAAGAGGGAAAAACAGAAGGAGAAAAAGGCUGCUUCUGAUGCGAGUUCGUCUUGAUUGAAUCAAUGUUGGUCCUGAUGCAUUCUAGAUUGCUUUCUACAAUUGCACUCAGGCACCUGAAUAGUUGAGCUUCAGGUUUUUGGUUUACUAGAUUUAAUUGUAUCACGUCUCUGACAGCGAACUUUGGGCAGUUUUGGGUUGCUCAGAUUUUGAGGUGAUUAAAAGGGUGUUGUAGGCUUGUGCUUUCUUUAGUUUCCAAUUGGGAUAUAAAAGGUGAGCGUGGAAGAUCUGUCUUCUUAUAAAAGAAGUAUUUAUUGUAAGAGAAAUGUUAUAGUAGGUUACACAAAUUCUUUAGUUUCCAAUUGGGAUAUAAAAGGUGGGAGUAGAUGAUAAAUCUCUUUUUCAACUCUCAAUAAAAGAAGUGUUUAUCGUAAGAGAUGUAAUUAUAAGUAUGGUACGUAGACCUUGUCAUGUGUUUCAAUGAGAGAAAGCUGUAUCGUUAGAUCAAUAAGCAUUUGGAUGAAUGGAUAGAUCUUUUGUUUUCCUCUAAAA